Molecule: messenger RNA, 1485 nt
Organism: Penicillium riverlandense
Lineage: Eukaryota; Fungi; Ascomycota; Eurotiomycetes; Eurotiales; Aspergillaceae
Product: putative endo-polygalacturonase
Exons: 1
Coding region: 1-1485 (494 amino acids)
Biological process (GO): carbohydrate metabolic process
Molecular function (GO): polygalacturonase activity
Source: RefSeq, a predicted model, not a curated record
AUGACGAGCAUAACAUCCAUCUUCAUAUUGUAUCUCCUACGCUUCACUUACCUCAUUGGCGUCUCGGCCACGGACAAUAAUCACGAUGAUAACGUUGUCAAGACAUACUCCAUCCCGGAUGGGAUAGCAAUAAUGGACUCGUAUACCAUACGAGCCCGGGCGGCGAAUUCUGCUACCAGCAAUCUCGUAUCAUCAUACCAAGUACUUGCAGCUGAGGCUAACAUAACCUCCGGGGCGGGAAUUUAUCACAACAUGUCUGUUGCCUACUUUGACUUUUCCGGCACGGUCCAUCUUUCCAUCACCUAUAACAACGGCCCGAUUCAAAAUGCUACCGUCAGGCCCCUGUCAUACGGCAUCAAACCGAGCGUGUCCGGCAAUGUAGUCAGCUUUAGUCUGCACCGACCCAGGAACAUUGUCGUUGAGGUCAAUGGCAAUAUUUGGGAUGUGCUCAACCUCAUGACAAACCCGCUCGAGACUGACAUGCCUGACCCCUCCGAUCCUGACGUGCUCUACUUUGGCCCAGGCAUCAAUAAUGGCUCAGCUACAGCAAUGCAGUACAUACAAGACGGCCUGCUCAAUGUCCCUUCUAACAAGAUUCUUUAUCUUGCCGGCGGAGGGGUCCUGACAACAAUCGUGCAGUUCAACAAUGUUACGAACUCGCAGUUACGAGGAAGAGGUGUGGUAAAAAGCAGCGGCGGCAAUAUGCAAGUCGGCAACUCCACAGAUAUUAUCGUCAGGGACGUCAUCCAAUUCAACAGCGGGCUCGUUAUUGGUUCAUCAAAGAGAGUUCUUGUGUCUGGUCUCCGGUCGUUCACUUGGGCUGGUAAUGGUGACGGUAUGGAUCUGUUCUGUGACCAAGACGUGGUCGUAGAGAAUGUGUUCCACCGCAACUCCGAUGACAACGUAGCCAUAUACCAGCACCGUGACAACUGGUAUGGCGACUCAAAGAACAUAACCAUUCGAGACUCUUCGCUGUGGGCCGACUACGCACACCCAAUCAAUAUCGGAACACAUGGAAAUACCCAGAACCCCGAGACAAUGGAUGGCAUCAAGAUAGAGAAUAUUGACAUAUUGGAUCAUCGGGAGUAUCAACUUUGGUACCAAGGAUGCAUUGCCAUCAACGCCGGCGACAGCAAUAUGAUACAGAACAUCCACGUUGAAAAUAUCCGCGUCGAGAAUUUUCGCCAUGGCCAGCUCGUCAAUCUGCGAGUCAUGGACAAUACCAUGUACAACACCUCGCCAGGCCGGGGAAUCAAGAAUGUCUAUAUCAAGGACAUGGUUUACAAUGGCAACCAUAGUCUCACGUCCCUCGUGCUGGGGUACGAUCAAGAACACAACAUAACUAAUGUCGUCUUUGAGGGCCUGGAGAUCAAUGGGCUAACCAUAUGGGACGGGAUGCAAAAGCCGGCUUGGUACAAGGAGUCGGACUACAUACCCAUGUUUGUGAAUGAGCAUGUGUUUAACAUAUCCUUUCUCCAGAGAUGA